GUGGGAGUUCCACAGGCCGCCCAACCUGUGAUUUAACCCAGAGAUAGUAAACAGUUUCUAUAGGUUUCAAAACCUUAGCGUGAAUAUAACUCACGAACAGCUCAUUUUAAACGUUGAUAACGAUGUAUAUUACUGGAAUAGUUUUCGUUUUGUCGUGUUUGGUACUAGGAGUUCCGGCUCGUGGAGGGACUUUUAUGUGUCGAACCUGCCAUAACGUCAAGGACCCCAGUAGCUGCACAACUUUUGAGAGGUGCCACGAACACGAAUCGUGUGUAACACAAGUGCAUAGCAUGAACAAUGAGUAUGUCUUCACCAAAAGUUGCAAGGAGUCACAUCAUACUUGUGAUCAUAAUCAGGACCUCCUCCUUGGAAAAAGGCAAGGGCCGCACCAUGAGCACGGUCAACUCGUGUGUCAGAAAUGCUGCCACACUUCGGGAUGUGGCAGUGACCUAUGUUCGACAUAUUUUACUGCAGCAAAUACGCAUGCCCCGGCGACCACGAUUUCAGUAGUCGAUAGUGCAUGUAGAGACUACGAGAGCGCCACAUUCCAGUGCGCUGAAUUAGAAAAGUACAAUUUCUGCACAGACACCUCUAGCGUAGGGUAUGCUAUCGCGCACGAUAAAUGUGCGAAACAUUGUGGUUUCUGCAGCCCAUAUUGGACGGUGAGCCAUGUAACAAUGGCACCAACUACUACAACAACACAUCUUCCACCCGUAACAAUGAAACCAACUACCACAAUGUCUAGCGACUUCUCAACUACCAUGGUUGGCGGUAUCUCUCCUGUGGUUGUUAACGUCAACAUCACGGCGACGAUUUCCUCUGGCGAUUGCGCUGAUAAUGAUGAUCCUACAUUAACUUGUGCUGACAUGCAGAGGUUUGGAUUUUGCUCCUCGGACUCUGGAGCUGGUUACACGUUUGCGAAGGAAAGAUGUAGAAAAACAUGUCAGUUCUGUUAGGAGAAAACUAGACCAUUUACAAGAAUAUUUUCUGUGUUCGUUGUCAACCGAAUUUAAAAAUAAAAUUGUGGAACAGUU
This is a messenger RNA of Mercenaria mercenaria, 1034 nucleotides long. RefSeq lists its product as uncharacterized. The record is from RefSeq and is a predicted model, not a curated record. The coding region runs from base 123 to 956 and encodes 277 amino acids. The transcript is spliced from 8 exons. NCBI's taxonomy places the organism in Eukaryota, Metazoa, Mollusca, Bivalvia, Venerida, Veneridae.